This is a messenger RNA of Rhagoletis pomonella (apple maggot), 815 nucleotides long. RefSeq names its product apolipoprotein D-like. The record is from RefSeq and is a predicted model, not a curated record. The transcript is spliced from 6 exons. Lineage: Eukaryota; Metazoa; Arthropoda; Insecta; Diptera; Tephritidae. Gene Ontology annotation, molecular function: pigment binding. The coding region runs from base 86 to 661 and encodes 191 amino acids.
UGGACGGUUUUAGUGAGUUCUUUAAUACCGGUUGAGUUUCGUUUUCAAAUAAUUAAAAAAAAGUUAAAACUAGAUCCGUACCAAAAUGCUGAAGCAACAAUUGAGCCUCGCCUGCUUGUCAGUCAUUUUGCUGGCAUCCACCCAAAUGGUGGCCAGUCAAGUUUUCCAUUUGGGCCGUUGUCCCAAAGAUAUCACCACGGUGCAAGACUUUAAUGUGACUGCGUAUCUGGGCCUUUGGUAUGAAUAUGCCAAGUAUCCCUUCAUCUUUGAAGCCGGCGGUAAAUGUAUCCAAGCUGAGUAUGGUGCUAAGUCCGACACCCAGGUUACGGUACUCAACACACAAACUACAAUACUCAAUACAAAGCAAUCAAUUGAAGGAGUCGCAACAAUCGAAGGACCUGGCAAACUCUCAGUUACCUUCACUGCCAUAAUCUCUCUCCCCGGUUCAUCUCCUUAUUGGGUUUUAGCUACCGAUUAUACUAGUUAUGCCGUUGUUUACAGCUGCACAAACUUGGGACUGUCACACACACAGGUUGUUUGGAUCCUUACACGCGAUCGUACUCCAUCUGCAGAAAUUAUUAAGGUGGCACAGGAUGCAAUUACUGCGAAAAAUUUGUCAUUGAGCUACUUGGAAAUAACCGAUCAAUCGAACUGCAAAUAGUUUGAAGCGAUACGGUUUUGGCAUAUGUCGAAUAUGAAAAUGAUAUCGGUUUAACAUAACACUUGUUAACCAAGUAAAUAUCUGUUCAUAAGUGUGUCAAUAAUUUUGUAAAUAUUGUUGAAAAUAAAAUAUGUAUCACAAGUAUUUGUUGAAA